This is a messenger RNA of Closterium sp. NIES-67, 3793 nucleotides long. NCBI's taxonomy places the organism in Eukaryota, Viridiplantae, Streptophyta, Zygnematophyceae, Desmidiales, Closteriaceae. The record is from the annotation of a GenBank genome assembly.
CCAACCAUUUCCCUAGAUUGUUCCCGAACACGUUGUCUUUCGCCAGCCAUGGACGACCCACAUACUGGUGACGCAGGGAAUAAUGGAGCAUGCUAGAGUGGGAAGCGCUUUCGACGCACGUGAGCGGUGGUUCCCGACACGGAGGAUCAGAUCCCCAUUCGAUCUCCGCUGCCAUUGCUGUAGAUUAGUAGACGCGUCGAUGUGAGCAGGAGCCGCCAUGCCUCUAGAUAUAUGCAACUUCUGUGGGCGGUGGCUCAAAGUGUACCAGGGGAUGCGCGGUCAUCAGAGCAGGAGUGACUAACUAGUCUUGGUAGGUGCGUUGGGCGUUACCACAGACCACACACCACACUGGUGGCGGUGGUUGUCGACGAACCGCUUGCACGUCUCAACCCCGCUAUCCCGGAUCGCCACGUCCCAAACCGUGAUGCAACCUUGUAGGAGGAGGUGGAUGGGGAUGAUCUUGACGGCGCGCUGCUAGAACACCCUCUUCUACCUAGCGAGGACGAGGCUAGCUUGGCGAGUGCAGAUGUCAUUGAUCUGCGAGUAGAGUUGUUGUCAGUAGCGCGCACGCACAUGCUUACGAAUGCCGCCGUAAUGGACAUCAUUUGCUUGUUCAACAGCAUGCCUUCUCCUCCUGAGGACCUCGUCUCAUGGCGCUCGCAUAGGGAUGUGGAGGCGUUCGAGAGAGAGUAUCUCGAAUUGGAGCAUGAAUGGGAAACCGUCAAGAUAGAGCGCGCUGGGGAUCUUGGAGUGCUAAUUCUUCGACACAGGCCUAUUGUGCAGGUGUUCACGAGGAUGUGGACACGCAUGUCCGCCGUGGAUGGUUUCGUCACGGCCCCUGUGCACAACCUCAUCGAUAGGGUGUGGCGUUACUAUCGGGCGAUCGAUUGUACACGGUUCCACGAUGCGCAUGAUGCUGUGAAGGCAAAGGGAGCAGUCGCCGGUUGCAUCGUGUUCAGCGACGUGACUCACCUGUCCUUCAACAGGAGGCAGCUCGUGCACCCUAUGCUUUUAGCGCUUGUGAACACGCCGGAAGAGGCAAGGUGGUUGGAGGGCCGGGCGGAGAUGGUGGCCCCACUGCCACCGCUGCCGUCGGACCAGACGUCGGAAGGGAAGAACACGGUUUUCCAGGAGGUGGAGCGCAUUGUCCUCGGCUCGCUGAUGGCGCUCUCCACCUUAGACAGGUGCGGAACACACCUUCUCGCCACACCCUCGUGGAUCCCACCUCAGCCUGUAUGCUUUACACUCGUGCCUCGCACCCCCGCUCGUCCUAUGUGUGUAUUCCCAGACCUGAACGUCGCUUCCGCACGCAUUCUCGCCCCUCGCGUGUGUUUCCACCUUCCAAUCAUCCCCUGUCCCACCCCUGGUUAUACCCACCCUGUAUACCUACACGAGGAGGCUUGAUAGGGGCAGAUCUGCCUGUCUGGAGAUGUCGCAUGUCGACCCCAAGCUCCGCCCAUUGCGGUAUGCCUACUGUAGGUGUGGUUGUGUCGGUCAAAAAGAUCAACCAGUUUGGUGCCUGAGGAUGGGGGACCAAGAUAAUCACCCUCGUCCCAACCCCACCCAAUGUGCCGCAAUGCAUGAGCAAUCACGGGAUCGUGGUCGAGGAUCGCGUUGGCCAAAAACAUAAGGUCUUCCAGCUGCUGUGCUCCUAUGUGUGCUACUACCCGGAAUUGUGCAAAGUGUCGUGCACCAUGGCGGAAAACUCCUUCAAGCCAUGCUCUAAGUGCACGGUCAAUUGCUGGGAGCUGCGCAUUGUGAUGGCAAUGCCUCAGCCGCGGACAGUGCAGCAUCAGCGGCUGAUCUCAAGCGCAUGUCCCGCGCGUCACCACGGGAGCGGAACCGGCUUAGGCGGGCGUGGUCCACCCACUUUGUGCCAGUGAGCCGUGCCCCUCCACUUGCAUUGUUGUACGUCGCUUACUCUUGCGCCAGCACUGAUGCAUGGGAUCCCGUGUUUCUAGUGUGCUCUGUGGGCAUGGGGUUUCGUGGAGACAGAACGGGGGAAUCUGUACGAGGCCAUCGGCAUUUGCCUAAUGCAUGUAGUCGAUGAGGGACUGUGGCUUCACAUCAUGCGGUGCAUCGCCGGUCUACUCAUGCCUGAUGAGCAGCAGACUCUUCUCCGGUGAGUGGUCUAGCGUGUGGUUGUUGAACUGCGGGCGUUCGUGCUUGAUUGUCCCUCAUUGAAAACUUCUUUAUUUGCCAACAAGCUCCGCUUGUACAUGCCGACAAUGCAGGUAUUGUCGUGUGGUCCUCAUGCACACCCCGCCUUCAGUCUUGCGCACCCCCAACCCAUCGGCAUACUUCAAGACGGUCGCACAAUUUGCAGCAUGGGAGCACCGAGCAAUGAUGCAGAUUCUGCCCUUGUUUGCCAUCUGCCAGGCCGCGAGGAUGUGGGCAGAGUGGUGGUGAUGUUCGCAGAUUGGGUCGCGGCUUUUUUCAGAGUGGAGUACCACACCAAUGCAUCACUAGAUGCCAGUGUCGAGUCAACCGGCAGGUACAUCAUGGGCAGAUUAGGCUGAGGGUCUGGUUGGGAGCAUGCAGCAACAGAGGCAACUAUGCUGGGUUUCUGGUGGUGGGGUACAUGCCAUACGUUUUGAAAGUCCUUCUCUCAGGAUUUUAGGCCGUUCAUGGGUGUUUGGUGCGAGCAGCCUGGUGGAGUCACUGGUGAAGGUCUUCCCCAACCAGAAAUCGCAAUUCGAGUUGCUCAAGAUGCACUUGACAGCUCACAUGGCCCCUACAAUCAAGGCAAGGGGCACGCCAAAGGAGUACUCGUCCAAUCUGUACGAGCACAAGCACAAGACCAUGGUCAAGCAACCUGCGCGCAACACCAACUGCCGUGACGUGGGGUGUGACAUCGCCUUUCGGCAGGAGUGCCUGGCCGCUGUCAAGCAGAUCGCGAGAGAGGAGGCUGUGGAUCCGCAGUGUGAGACUGCCAUGCGCUUGGUGAGCAUGGUGCCGUUCGGGCUUGGUGGCAUGUGAGGCGCCGUGUUGUUCUCUGCCCUAAACUCUAGAGCCUGCGGUGGUGGCCCUCUUUCGGAACUUGCGUGUGCUGACGUGCACCAGCCGACGCAUGGUCAUCUUGUCCCCGCAUGACGACAUGUGGUCGGCAUACUGUGAGCACGCCGGUGCUGACGCUAUGGAGCAGUUUGCAGCUGCGAUGGGGCAGACUGGCUACCUCGUGCCUGCAGUGCAGGUUCACACGGCGCUUGCAAUCCCUCCCCACGACCACAUGGACCAGGGUGACAAUGGCCAGGUUGUGAAGGCCCCCGAAGCAGGCCUGGUUCAGCCACGUUUGUAUCGAUGGGCAGCGUAGGGAGGAGUGGUUCGGGCGGUGCCUCAUCCUAUUCCACUUUGUGGACCCUCAGCAACAGAUUGUCUGCCUGGCAUUUGUCCAGUACUUCACUGAGGUGGAGGGGCUCUGUCCUUUCACCAGGUGCUGGCAUUUGCGUCCAACUAGGGGAGUCGAUGCGUAUGCGCUGUGGACGUGGACAGCAUCCUCUCCCUUGCGCACAUUGUCCCAAGCUUCACCAAUGCAGGAUUGUACCUUACCACUUCUUGUUCUAGGCACGUGUGCCCAAACCCCCUCUGACAAAUGGACCCUCCUCCAGUCUAUGUUACUUUGGUGGUGUUUGCCGCACUGGGCAAGCCACGUCGCAUGUGUUUAGGACGAUGGUUGCUGCAAGUGCUUUGCAUCUUUGUUGCCUGUGUGUGCGCUAGAGGAGGUGGAGUGAAACCAACAAAGCAUAGUAUUGAUAGCAUACAGUGUGCUAGCAGUCAAAAUUGGUUGAUUGAA